AUGUCCGACGAAAAAGAGAAAUUGAAACAAAAGUACGCUCUUGAAGAGCAGCAAGCAGCAGCAGCACAACAAGGUAGUAGUAGCCACAACAACAACAACAACAUACCAGAUGCCCCCCCAGCCUAUGACGAUAUCCAGGGCCCCAAUGACCAAUUUGCCCCACCACCGGAUACUCCUAGCUACUCACAACAUCCACCACCACCACCACCACCACAACAACAACAACAACAACAAGACCACUACGCAAACUACGCUCCACCACAGCAAGGAGGUGGCCUCUCCUCACAACAGCAACCACACCCACAAAACCUCUACACAAUAAAGCCCAAUGUUGUCAACAUAAACAACACUGACCCACAAAACGUAAAUCCCCAAUACCCCAUUUUCCAAAGCAACCAACAAGCUAAAGUAGCACGAGGUGAAUAUGCUGCUUGGAACCCAAAAGCCCCAUUAGAGAAGGGUCACACCUCAAACAAAAGAGUGGACCUGAGUUUUCCUGGGAGCAGCGGUGCUACUUACUAUAAUGCUGCAAACAAGCAUUGA
Molecule: messenger RNA, 543 nt
Organism: Lodderomyces theae
Lineage: Eukaryota; Fungi; Ascomycota; Pichiomycetes; Serinales; Debaryomycetaceae
Exons: 1
Coding region: 1-543 (180 amino acids)
Source: RefSeq, a predicted model, not a curated record